Ctenopharyngodon idella (grass carp) is the source of this 844-nucleotide messenger RNA. RefSeq names its product microsomal glutathione S-transferase 3a (gene mgst3a). Lineage: Eukaryota; Metazoa; Chordata; Actinopteri; Cypriniformes; Xenocyprididae. Gene Ontology annotation, cellular component: membrane; endoplasmic reticulum; nuclear envelope. The transcript is spliced from 7 exons. The record is from RefSeq and is a predicted model, not a curated record. Bases 204 to 656 code for a protein of 150 amino acids. Gene Ontology annotation, molecular function: glutathione transferase activity; glutathione peroxidase activity.
UUAAAGUUAAACUUCUUAAAGCUCUAAUAUUUUGCGAGACUGCACUGUUUGGAAUGUAAAUAGACGACUAAUGUGACUGGAUGGGACUCGUGGAGUUUGACCCUUUACCCACAAGCGUCACACUUAGUACUACAUGAGUGAUCUUUGUCCUGCAGCCUCCGCCCUCCAGAUAACCAGCACAGAAGCACAGAGCAGUCUUGAAGAUGGUGGUUUUGUCUAAAGAGUACGGCUAUGUGGCGCUGACAGGAGCGGCGUCAUUUCUCCUGAUGGCUCAUCUGUCUCAUGCCGUGGUGAAGGCUCGGGUUAAAUACAACGUCAAGUAUCCUACAAUGUACAGUAAUGAUCCAGAGACUGGCCACAAAUUCAACUGUAUCCAGCGAGCGCAUCAGAACACUGUUGAAGUCCUGUCUCCAUUCCUUUUUCAUUUAUCUGUGGGUGGGAUUCAGCAUCCACGCCUGGCCAGCGUGUUGGGAAUGAUCUGGAUUGUCAGUCGGGUGCUGUACGCUCAAGGAUACUCUUCUGGAAAGCCUGAGAAGCGCCAGCGCGGGUCGUUCGGGAUGGUUGCUUUGCUGGGUCUGUUCCUUUGCACAGUGAACACCGGGAGAACGCUGCUCGGAUGGGGACCUGGGUUAAAAUGGCCAGUGUGUUUUAAAUAGUGGAAAUCAUGUUUGCAGUUUAAUUCUACUGUAGUUCUACAUUCUAUAAAGUGACAAGUAAAAAAAAACAAAAAAACAUGUUAUGUAAAAUUUGGAAAAACACAAGGAGGCUCAUUUCACACUGUAAGACCUCUGGGAAUUCUCUGUGUGUACAUUUAUGUUUUAAAUAAAUAACAUAAAAGUUGAAA